Molecule: messenger RNA, 3162 nt
Organism: Solea senegalensis (Senegalese sole)
Lineage: Eukaryota; Metazoa; Chordata; Actinopteri; Pleuronectiformes; Soleidae
Gene: cfap61
Product: cilia and flagella associated protein 61
Exons: 22
Coding region: 98-2989 (963 amino acids)
Molecular function (GO): oxidoreductase activity
Source: RefSeq, a predicted model, not a curated record
CAGAGCUUGCCAGCUUCGUUACCAGAACAGAGACGCUUUUUGUCUUUUAAUGCGAAAAACAUAAUUUCUAAUUUCAUAAGGAAGUAAAAUCCAGGUGAUGAAGAAUAUGAUGAGUUCAGAGACUGUGAAUCACGUGUCUGUGAGAAGAAGUGAAUCAGCUGAUGCUGAAAACAUCAACAACCUCAUCACAAACACAACUGUGCAAGUGUUUGGACGAGUCAACGUCCUUCAGCUGCUAGAAAAAGCGAACCUGGCCGUGACGGUGGCCGAUGACAGCGACAGCGUCGUGGCUCACGCUUCCUUCCUGGAUUAUCCUCCUGCAGAUCUGGUGGAUCCGGCUCACUGCGAGCUCUUCCUGCAGAAACACUUCACAGCAGGAAACUGCUGCACGACACUGAACACUCUCUUCCUCCACCUCUUUGUGGCUCAGCCUGAGUUUGCUGCUGAGAGUUUAAAGGAGAUCAUGAGAGUUGUAUUUAACGCCGUCUCAGAGUUGGACAACGUCUGUCUCAUCAGCUCCAACAUUGGUGAUUUAGAGCCGACGCUGAAGGACACGUUUGAGCCUCUGAAGUGUUUGAGCGACACUGAACCUCAGUCCUCAGUGUUUGUCUGCCACAGAAAUCAGCUCUGUCCCAGGAUUCAUGUCCGUCCUGCCAGGUUGGAGGAUCACGAUGACGUCAUGUCUCUGUUUGACCAGCAGAGGAGGCUGUUGUCAGUCUUUGGUCGUCCAGACUCUCUGACAGAGGUCAUCGAGGUUCAGGACGAAGACAAUCUCUCGGCUGUCUGUGAGGUGAACGCAGUGAUCGUCGGCUUCAUCAGACUCACGGCUGACGUUCAUCUGAAGGAGUUACGCGACAGUUUUGAUCUUCACGACUUCAACGGUUUUUUUAAACAGCAGCGAAAGAAACCUGAAGAAGAAGCUGCUGCUUCUAGACCAUGGGAAAAACACAGAAACGUUUUCUGGAUCCAGUUCUUUGUCAUCGACAGCAAAUAUGAAACAAGAUCAGCGGACGUUCUUCCAUAUGUGUUCAAACAUUUCCCUGACUUGGAUUUGUGCGUCAUCACUGCUCCGACUCUUUGUCCAGACUUUCAGCUGAGGCAGAGUUUCCUCAGGAUGAGGCGUCGCACCGACAACUCUCUGCCCUACGAACUUUACAUUUUUCACCGUGAUGGACUAAGGCCUGUGGAGGUCAGACCGGCUGUAGCUGCAGACCGAGCCGCUGUCUCUGACCUGAUACAAGGUCUGACCUUGAGUGAGUCCCUGCUUCAGGACCUGGACUGGUUCUACCAGAGCCGCUGUGACCCGGACGGCGUGCAGCUGCAGGCCUUCGUGGCUCAGGUGGACGGUGACGUCGUCGGGGCGGUGGUCAUCGCAGACGAGCAGGACGUGGAGUACGUCCGUGCUCGCUACAACAUCGAGAACUUCGUCUACUUCAGUCACCAUCGCUACGAGGAGCACGCUCGCCUUCGCCACUUCGUCCUCCGACCGUCGUUCCAGCACUUCAGCAGACACCUGUUCAAGGAGACGCUGAGACUGUCUCAUCGCUCCUGUCUCUACCUGAGGAUCCACCCACUGCACCACAGCCACGAGAAUUCCUGCGUCCACCAUCUGGAUUUUGUCCUCAACUGUGGCGUUCCCGUCCGACCGCGACGCCAGAUCAUCUACCCGCUGGAGGAGGUUGGCAGCGUCGGGCCGUGCAGGCGGAUCACUGAGGAGCAGGAAGCGUAUGCUCUCUGCCUCCUCAGCAGAAAGUUGACCCUGGAGCCAAAGGUCAACGUUAACGCGCGUGUGGUGGUGGUGGGAGCGUCAGACACGGGUCUGUCUUUCCUCGAGGUUCUCUGUCUGUGCCCUCACCUGAGCUUCAACAACCUGACCCUCAUCUCCACACACGGUUUCCCCGGAGACCGUAACCACGACGACCGCGACGACGUCGCGUUUCUGUCCACGAGUCACGCCUACAGCGGCAGAGACCUGGCGCUGCUGCCUCUGCGAUGCCGCGUCGCCGUGGUGACGGACAAGAUGGUGGCCAUCGACAGGAAGUCCAAAUACGUGGUGGUGCGGGGAGGCGAGAAGAAGGUGCCGUACGACUUCCUGGUCAUCUGCACCGGCCUGCAGUACCAGGUGCCCCGUCCCACCGGCCGGCCGCAAACUCCGCCCCCUCGCCGCAGACAAACUGCGCCCGCUCCCUCCAACCUCCUCACCCUCAACGACCUCCACGACUGCACGGCUGCUCGACACUGGCUCAGAGCCAACUUUGUGGAGCAGGAGGGCGACGCAGUUGUGUACGGAAACAACGUGGACGUCUACACCACAGUGGAGACGUUGCUCAGCCUCGGUGUCCGCGGGUCCCGCGUCCACGUCGUCCUCCCUCCUCCUGAACCCGGCGCCGCCUGCUUCAGUGAUCCGUCGGUGGAGGAAGGCGUGGCUGCAGCUUUGGAGAAGAACCAGGUCCAGGUCCACCGUCGCUGCCUGCUGACUCAGAUGGACCGUGGAGGACACGAGGACCAUCUCACAUCGGUGUCCUUCACCACGGACGCGGGGACUCUGCGUCUGCUCUGUGGAGUUUUCAUCAACCUCUCCAGCAGAGGAGUUGACGGUGACGCCUUCAGGUCCAUCAGCGGCUCCUUCCUGGUCUUCGAUGGCCGACUCGUCAUAAACGCCGCUUUCCAGACCAGCGACCCGGCCAUCUUUGCCGCCGGACCCGUCACCAAGUUCUCGCGCCGCUACCACGCGGACGAGUGGUCCCACGCCAGCUUCAACUCCAAGGAGGUGGGCGAGCGCCUGGCAGCCGAGAUGCUGACCCUCCUCGACCCCACGCAGGAGCCACGGGACGAGGCUGCGUCUGAUCUGGAUCAGGAUCGCCUGGUGCCGCUGUACAAACGGGCCAAGAUUCAAGCGACAGUGGCGACAAUGCUGCUGUUAUUCACCGAGCGACCAAGGCUGCAGCACAGGUUACACAAACACAGACACACACACACACACACGUGAACUUUUCAGAACGAGGUCGGCGUUUGCAUCUGUGGGCCGACGCUCACAAAGCUGUUGUUUAUCAGUGCUGUGAUCCACGUUCUUCUCCUGACAAUCAUCACAUUCUGUGGAUUAUUGUGAAGCACACCUGAAACCGAGCUUCUUAAAUGGGAAUAUUUUCUACUUUCUGUCAU